AUGGCGAUCAGUGGAUUCGCCGUCGCGUGCGCCACCGCGUGCACGAAUCCCAUCGACGUCGUGAAGACGCACGCGCAGGCGACGAGUCAGAAAUCAGCCAACCUCUUGCGCGUGAGCGAACGUUUGAUCGAACGGCGCGGCGUGCGCGCGCUCGCGCAGGGAUUGGGACCGGCGUUGACGCGCGCGGUGGUGUACGGGGGUGCGCGCUUGGGGGGGUACGAACCCGUCUUACGCGCGAUCGGGCCGCGCAUGGAGGGCGGGGAGUGGGACGCGUCGCGGCCGAGGGUGUGGACGGCGCUCGCGGCGGGCGCGACGUCGGGCGCGAUGGCGAGCGCGGCGCUGAAUCCCACGGAGUUGAUAAAGACGCGCAUGCAGCGAGAGGGUGGAACGCUCAGGGAGCACUUAGAGAGGGUGGUGCGAGAGGGUGGGAUGAAGACGUUGUGGAGAGGGAGCGCGCUGAGCGUCGCUCGGAGCGCGACGCUCACGGCGACGCAGGUGGCGACGUACGGAGAGGCGAAGCGCCGCGUUGUAGAGAGCGGGAUAGCGAAAGAAGGCGUUGGGUUACACUUCGCGGUGGCCAUGGUGACGGGUUUGGUGACGACGGCGACGACGAAUCCAGUGGACAUGGUGAAGACGAGAGUGUACGUCGCGGACGGGUCGCGAGAGAAGCCUUCGGUCGCGAGAGUCGUCUCCGUCGUCCUUCGUGAGCACGGCCCGCUCGGUUUUUGGCGUGGAUUCGGCGCGAAUUGGCUCCGAUUAGGACCGCAAACGGUCGUUACGUUCGUCGUGGCGGAAUUCCUACGCGACAAGCUCGGUCUCGGCGCGAUGUGA
Molecule: messenger RNA, 831 nt
Organism: Ostreococcus tauri
Lineage: Eukaryota; Viridiplantae; Chlorophyta; Mamiellophyceae; Mamiellales; Bathycoccaceae
Product: Mitochondrial substrate/solute carrier
Exons: 1
Coding region: 1-831 (276 amino acids)
Source: RefSeq, a predicted model, not a curated record